This is a messenger RNA of Tetrahymena thermophila SB210, 2202 nucleotides long. RefSeq lists its product as hypothetical. Lineage: Eukaryota; Ciliophora; Oligohymenophorea; Hymenostomatida; Tetrahymenidae. The record is from RefSeq and is a predicted model, not a curated record. The transcript is spliced from 2 exons.
AUGGGAGACAAGUCCAAAAAUAAUAAAAAAUAAAUGAUUACUAGUAGGAUUUUGAUGAAAGAUUAUCUUUUUAGCUAUGAAGAUUAUGAUAAUCUGUAUACUUAGCUCUAAAGCUAGAUCAGCAAAAAAUUUAAGCUUCCAGAAAAAAUAGAAGAGAAUUCAGAGAAAGCAAAGUUUGAUUAGUUUUUUUAGAUGUUAAGAAAGAAAAGAAACACAAUGGUAAUGGAUUUAGUAAGGACUUUUUUAGAGGAAAAGGCAACCUUGAUAAAUAAAAAAUCUAAAAAAGAAGCUCUAGAAGAUAUUGAUAUUGAUUUGGAUGAUGAUGAUGAAAAUUCAGAAGAACAAGACGAAGAUAAAUAAUUAGAUAUUGUUGCUGAGAAAAAUGUUAUGAAGCUAACUGGAGCAGCUUCAAAGAAGACAAUAUAUAAGUCUAAAUAUUUAAAAAAAAAAAAUUAAACCUUGAAAAAUAUGCUGAAAUAAGUGGUUGAUGAUGAUUUCAGUGAAGAAAAGGUAACUGGAAAACAAUCUGAUAAAGACUCUUAUAGGAAGAAUUUUUUAGAUUUUGAAUAAAAUAUGUUUGAUGAAUCUAUUUCAAAUUAUGAUGAGAUAUAAAUUCCUAAUUGCUUUAAUAAUGGAAACAAAAGAUUAAUUGGCUUAAAUAUUAAUUCUAACCAAUAUGAUAAUCCGAACUCGGCUGAUAAAAGCUAAUAAUUAAAUAAAAAUAUAAAGCAUCCUUAAGGAAAUAACUGCAAUGAUUACUUGAGCAGAUUUUACAAAAGAUAUAAUUAAAAUGAAGCAAUUUUCUUUUAAAUUUUAGAGAAUGAAAGCAAACUUACUCAUAACAUGGAAGAAAGGAUUGUUUCUAAUUCAGGUAAUGAUAGAGAAUUGCAAUAAUGUAGUAUAUGUUUACAGUUGCCAAUAGUACCUCUCAAAUGUUAAAAUUGUACAUAAAUGGUAUGUGCUAAAUGCGCUUUUGAAUGGAUUUAAAAGAAAAAUGAAUGUCCUUAGGGCUGCUCAGGAGAAUGGAAACUCUCUAAACCCUCAGAAACAGAAUUAGAUAAAAUUGUUUUACAGUAAUACUUUUAUUGCUAAUUUAAAUAAUUUGGUUGCUUUUAAACAUUUAAAAUACUUGAUUUAAUUUCUCAUGAAUCUGUUUGCUCAUACAAAGCCAUUCCUUGCAAGUUCUGUAGAAAUUAAGUUAUGUAAUAUUAAAUGGAUGACCAUGAAAAAAAAUGUGAAUACAGAGUUUGUAAGUGUAAGAAAUGUUCAUUUAAUUAUGUAGCAAGAGAGAAGAAAACACAUAACUGCUUAAAAACAGUUUUAGGACAUUACUCAGAUCUAAAAAAAGAGUUUAAGAAAUAUUAGCUAGACACAGAAGAGAAACUUUUUAAUUUUGAAAAGUAAUUAAAUGAAUUGAUGGAAAAAAAUAAAGGCAAACUUGGCAGAGGUUAUCCUUACAGUGACUAUACAAGUAGUAAAAAAUUUUUUGGGUUCUUAAACGGGUAACAAGAGUAAUAAAAAUAAUAAUAAUAACAAUAACAAGUUUUAAUAUAGCCAUCCUAAAACUAUUCACUAAAUCAACCAGUAUUACCUUCAAAUCCAAUUUAAAACAAAAACUUAAUGAAAAUGCCAAAUAAGCCAAUGCUAAAUUAUAUUUCAUAAUAUCCUUCUUUUAUGAAUGCAAAUUAAAGCAAUACCAGUAGUAAUAAUACUCUAAAUUUUAAACCUAUGAAAGCUGUAAAUACUUAAAAUAGUCAACCUCCCAUACCUUAUAUAAAUAAUGAUCUUAAUAAAACUGAAAAAAUUCCCAAUUUGAUUGAAAAAGAGUAAGAAAAAAUAAAAAUUUCUAACAAUUAAGGCUUUUUAAAUUUAAAUAUUCCAUCGAGUAGUCAGUCGUAGAGUAAAAUUUUAUUUUAAAACUAAACAAAUGAUAACAUUUAAGAUAGAAGCAACCAAAGUAAUUUAAAUUACCCAAUGUAUCUUAAACUACCUUAAUUCAGCAAUCAACAAAUGUAAAUAAAUCAACCAUUAUUCAAACUAAAUUAAGAAAACUCAACAAAUCCUCCUGUAAAACCCUAGGAUUAAAACUCAAACUCUAUAAAUUCUAAUGAAAGCAACAAUUAAUUUAACAACUAAUUUGAUAUGCCAAUAGAUUAAUUUUAUGAUUUUUAAAACACUUAUUCUCCUGAUUAUUUCUUUUGA